Molecule: messenger RNA, 2090 nt
Organism: Ochlerotatus camptorhynchus
Lineage: Eukaryota; Metazoa; Arthropoda; Insecta; Diptera; Culicidae
Gene: Nmt
Product: N-myristoyl transferase
Exons: 4
Coding region: 216-1754 (512 amino acids)
Biological process (GO): N-terminal peptidyl-glycine N-myristoylation
Cellular component (GO): cytoplasm
Molecular function (GO): glycylpeptide N-tetradecanoyltransferase activity
Source: RefSeq, a predicted model, not a curated record
GUGGGCUCGUCGUCGUCCGAAAAUUCCGGUGUCUCGUUUUUCCCUUUGGUUCAAAGUUUCUACGGAAGCCCUUGAAAAAGUGCAAUUAAUCUCGCGAUUCGCCUCGGUUGCAGUUUCGCUUUCCCGUCUAAGAGCACUGCAGCAGUAGCUUUCGGUUUCCUCCGUUCCGAGUGCAAUUUGUGGAGCGGAUCGGUGUUGGUGGUGGUGCAAUUUUGAUGGCUGAUCAGCAAGCAGUUCCGGUCGCCGCGACGGUAACCGAAUUGAAACCGGACGCGGAGAAGAAUGGGGAGGUUCCCGUUGCCGGGACCGUAGACGGUGGGAAGGCGGCCAAGGCCAAAAAGAAAAAGAAGAACAAGCAGCAACAAUCGCAGGAAGGCCAGCAGGCUGGCGGAACUGAGACUGUGGCUGCGGUGGAUAAUAAUAGUGCGGUGUUCUCGACGGCUGCUGGUCAAGAGACCGAUGAAGCACCGUCCGGAUCAGGAAUGGCUCUUCCCGGAGCAGGUCAACUUCCUAGUCAGGACAUGUUGAUGAAUGUGAUCGAACAGCUGAAGUUGAGUUCGCUGAAGCCGGCGAAAACGCCGGAGGAGGCCCUAAAUAAAUCAUUUAAAUUCUGGUCCACCCAACCGGUUCCCAGAAUGGACGAAAAGAUUGCAGUGAACGAACCCAUCGAAGCGGACAAACAGAUAAACGAAAUACGCGAAGAACCGUACAGCCUGCCGGAGGGUUUCACGUGGGACACCAUGAACCUGGAAGAUCCGCUACAGCUCAAAGAACUGUACACGCUGCUGAACGAGAAUUACGUCGAAGAUGACGAUGCAAUGUUCCGGUUCGAUUAUCAGCCCACCUUCCUGAAAUGGGCUCUGCAACCACCCGGAUGGCGCGCCGAAUGGCACUGCGGAGUACGGGUCGUCAAAUCCGGCAGGCUAGUCGGAUUCAUUUCGGCCAUUCCCGGUACGCUGAAUGUUCACCAGAAGACCCAGAAAAUGGUAGAGAUUAACUUUUUGUGUGUGCACAAGAAGCUUCGCUCGAAGCGUCUGGCACCGGUGUUGAUCCGCGAGAUUACCAGAAGGGUCAAUCGAACCGGGAUUUUCCAAGCGGUUUACACGGCCGGAGUGGUUCUUCCGAAACCAGUUUCCUCCUGUCGCUACUGGCAUCGAUCACUGAAUCCGAAGAAGCUUGUCGAGGUAAAAUUCUCCCACCUAUCGCGCAACAUGACGAUGCAGCGAACGAUCAAACUGUACAAACUAUCGGACGCCCCUAAAACUCCCGGUUUCCGGAAGCUGCGCGAGUCGGACCUGAAAGCCACCCACCAACUGCUUGAACGCUACUUGCUCGGAUUCAAUCUGACGCCGGUGUUCGACGAGGAGGAAUUUCGCCACUGGUUCUUGCCGCAGGACGGCAUAAUCGAUUGCUUCAUCGUCGAAGAUCCGGCCACCGGCGAAAUCACCGACAUGGUCAGCUAUUACACGCUUCCGUCGACCGUGAUGCACCAUGCCGUGCACAAGUGCGUCAAGGCCGCGUAUAGUUUCUACAACGUGUCGACCAAAACACCGUGGCUGGACCUGAUUAACGAUGCGCUCAUUUCGGCGAAAAACCUCAAUUUUGAUGUGUUCAACGCACUGGAUCUGAUGGAGAACCGCAAGUUCCUGGUGCCGCUCAAGUUCGGCAUUGGCGAUGGCAAUUUGCAGUACUACCUGUACAACUGGCGCUGUCCGAGCAUGCAACCGGAGGAUGUUGGCUUGAUUUUGCUCUAAAUCGCGUUCGGAAAGUUGGUGGUGCAACAAUUAUUGACGGUUGAGGGCGGCUUCUUCGCAGUGCGCCGGGGCCUGGUUUCGAUUAUUUUCCUGUUUUUAGUAGGUACUUUAAAUGUUUUGCGCCAACAGCAGCAGCAGCAACGGGGACAGCGAGGACGAUGGAUUUUAGGGAUACAUAUAUUUCAAUAAUGUUUAGCAGUACAGGUACAUAUGUAUAAAUGGGACGCAUUAUACAUUUAUGUUACGAGCAAAAUGUAAUGAGUAAUGCGAAAGGAUGUUUCCUUCGGUAAACAUAACGUACACAAUAAUGAAGCCUAGUUCGUGUCUAUUUCUGAA